Stegastes partitus (bicolor damselfish) is the source of this 4609-nucleotide messenger RNA. RefSeq names its product atos homolog b (gene atosb). The transcript has 12 exons. The coding region runs from base 1409 to 3349 and encodes 646 amino acids. NCBI's taxonomy places the organism in Eukaryota, Metazoa, Chordata, Actinopteri, Pomacentridae. The record is from RefSeq and is a predicted model, not a curated record.
GCCUGAGAGGAGAGGAGAGGGUGAGGAAGAGGAGGAAUGGCAGGAGAGAGGGAACUCUAGCAUGUAAAGUGUGCUUUUGUGUUCGAGGCACUUUGGAGGUGUGCAAAUGAGAGAACGGAAGAAAGUGGGAAGGGGCGGGGGGCUCGAGAGAGAAAAGGAGAGGGAGGCAACGGGGCAAGAGAGUUGUUGAUGGGUUUUUGAUUUGUGUAUGUGUGCGACCGAGGGUGGAGAGAGGUAGGCAGGAAGAACACCAGAGAGAGAGAGAGAGAGAGAGAGAGCAGCAGUGCAGGCUGUUGGACAUCCUGACAAAACAAGCAGAGGGAGGCAGAGCAACUUGUCUUUCUCAACACUACUUAUUCAAGAGGAAGGAAGCAAAGAGAGAGACAACAAACUGAGGAGAGAAGGCAGCCUGACCCAGUGGAAGCAGAAACAACAGAGGAGGACAGAGAGAGAGAGAGAGAGAGACACCAGACGAAAUAGAGGAAGGAAGCAAGGAAGGAAGGAAGGGGGAGAGUGACACAACGAGAUAGACCCCAUCUCUCUCAGAGGAUGUUUUUACUCAGCGUGUCGAUGCUCCAGUUGCCACUCGAGUUACCGACGAGCGUCUCGGUUUCAUAGGCCCUGUCGAGGCCGUGCAGUGGAAGCAACCUGGAAUUAUGCUGCGGCUCAUUAUUUUAAAGUCUUCUGCCGUCAUCACAAACACCACCUCUCUCACGACGGUGAAAUUAAACCCUUCUGAGGUGCUAUAUGUGAUCUGACCCAAGUCUGCCGGCCUUUGACCUCAUGACCACAGCGUUGUUUGGCCUAAAGGAUGCUCGCACACUGACACACAAUGGGAUUCUGGGUGGAAUGACCCGAUCAUGAUGCCACGGCCGUGCCACACACCAUGCCUAGGUGACCAAGGAGGGCGUGUCUGGCUAUCAGCCAACCACAGGGGGAGCCCCCAUAGAGUUACUACCAACUUGGAUUCAGAGACAUUUCCACUCAAGAGCCUCCUGCACCACUGACACUCCGCCCUUGUGGUAUUAGCUCUUGAACCCACCUCCUUUACUGCUGCUCCCUCUGGAGUCCUCGCUGUUUCCUGAUUACCUGUCUUGGGAUGUUGCCGUUGUUUCGUGGCAGCUGCCAUGGAGAUCGACGGGUUCCUUUAGUAGGCCAUUUUGGACACAGCUUUCAGAUGUUGUGCCAGAUACAGCUUGUCCACACGGGCAGAAUUAGACAAGGAAGGGCACAGAGGUGCUGUGCUGCUCAGCUUCCUGAUUCACACUGUUUGUCAACAUCACAGCAGGAACCAUAGGACUUCCUAUUCCUGUGGAACAUCUCGCUCUGCCUCGCGGCACUUGUGAGGACCUACUUAACCCCGUUGCACAAAAGUUAGUGUAGACUUUUAUCCUCCAGCAGCGAAACCAUGCGGCACAUUCACGUGGAGUUGGCCCACAAAAAGGCUCCACUAGAGCUUCCAGCACAGGAGGGGGACCUGCCUCCACCUACGUCCCCCACACAGGGGCUAGACCCUGGGAUGAGACCAGGGGUGGCCAGGCACUUUGGCCAGGAGGAGUUGCGGCUCCAAAAGGUCUACCAGCUCUCCAUUUUCUCCCAGUUGGGGGGAUUUUCUACCUCCACAGAAUCCCACACUGAUGCCCAACAAAGGCCUGUCCGUAUGGGUGUGAAAAGGGGGUUAGAGGAGCCUCAGCUGACUCAUAAGCGCCCCCAUCUGGGGGACUCCCCAGACAGGGAUCCGCUGGAGGGAGGGGUGUUGUGUGGGCCAGCCCCAGCUCAAGGUGUUGGGAUGGGCUCAGCAGUCGGGUCUGGUGGGCCUGGUUCCUUAUACUCUUGCAUACAGAUGGAGCACAGAGACUCUGAGGGGGGACUGUCACCCAGGUCUCCUCCCCUCUCCCCGAGCCACAACCCCUCCCGACGCCCAGCUCAGCACAAUCACGAUAGGCCCAUUCCUGAUGUGUUUGCUCCACUCUCACCUAAAUCCCCCCCAAUGUGUGACCCGCAUGGCCAUCUCUGUGACCAGGGCCAUUCCCUAGGAAGCUCAGCCCGGAUCGAGCCCCCCAGUGGAGCCCGCACACCAACACACUCGCUAGGCAGCCCUGGAAACGACAGCUGUAGUAAUGGCUCCUCUGGCGGCCAGCCCAGCCCCCACUUGUAUGAAAUGUCCACAUAUGAAACUCCCAACCCUGCCAGCCCCACCAGUCCUCCAGGUCCCUUCUCCCCGCCACACCACACCGAGCUGCAGGAACCAGGGGAGGCCACCGAAUGGGACGCUGGACUCGAAUCCUCCCCACCGGAGCGAAGUGCCACCCAGGCGGCCUCCUCCUCCUCCUCUUCUAAUGGCCUGGCUUCCUGGGAGAAAACUCCCAGCAGCAACGGCCACCGUCUGUUCUCUGGAGGCCACUGGCCGGCCAAAAAGAGGCUGCUGUCCCCAAGUGAUACGGGAGAGUCGUGCUCAGAGGAUGAGGGACCCUCCACGUCUAAGAGAAGCAGGCUGUCGCUGCUGGCUCCAGGACUCGGCCCGGCCUCGUGUCGUAGCACUGACGCUAAAGCUGCCCCGUACUGGAACCACCUGCUGCCCUCUGUGCGGGACAGGCCUAAGACCGCCACCGACUGCACGAGAUCCGGGAGACGACUGAAGAACGGGCUGCGGUUGAAAAGUCGGCAGCUGCGCAGCGGCAGGCACACGGACACCGGUCGCGCCGCACGUUCCAGCUGGCCCUCCUCCUCCAUCAGCAGAUCGCUGCUCGGCAACUUUGAGGAGUCCAUACUGAAGGGACGGUUCUCCCCGUCGGGUCGGAUCGAAGGCUUCACGGCGGAGAUCGGCGCCAGCGGCUCGUAUUGCCCGCAGCACGUCACCCUGCCCGUGCAGGUUACGUACUACGACAUCUCGGAGCACAGCGCGCCGUCGCCCUUCCUGGGGGUGAUAUCUCUGGAGCCUCUUGGAAAGAAAGGAUACAGCAUACCCAAAGCAGGGACCAUUCAAGUGACCUUAUUUAAUCCCAACAAAACUGUGGUGAAGAUGUUCCUGGUGACAUACAACUUUGGCGAUAUGCCCGUCAAUCACAUGACCUUCCUGCGCCACCGCAUCUUCCUGGUGCCGGUGGAGGAGGGGGUUGAGGGGAAGAGCGAGGCGUCUCCAGGGGGCGGAGUGCUAGACAGGAAGAAGAUCCUCUGCUACCUGAUACAUCUCAGAUUCCAGAGCUCCAAAUCUGGGAAAAUCUACUUGCACAACGAUAUCCGGCUGCUAUUCUCCCGCAAAUCCAUCGAAGUGGACACGGGGAUCCCGUAUGAGCUGAAAUCUUUCACCGAGGUGCCAAGAAACCCCAAAUACUCCCCCCGAGUGUGACCCCAGCCCGACCUUUCCACUCUCCUCCCCCCCGAUGCCAACGCAGCCCCUCCUGUGCUUCCGAAAGAGGAGGGAGGGUCACAGACAGACUGCUAGAAUGAUGGAUACAAAACUUGAUAAGACUUGAUGAGACACGCCACAAGCACACGAGACACACGUGCACACACGAUGCAGAGUCGGUCGCUGCACAAGCCCUCCUUUUUAAUGCAUUCAUCCUCCAUUAAUAAUUCAGAUAUGAAAUGUAAAUCCAACAAACGUGGCAUUCCUUCAUUCGUCUGCUCGCUGACAAUGUUAGAAAUCCUAUUGCAGGAGCAGUCGGGCAUGUAUGCAGCCAAAAGUUGGGCUUUUUCAGCACCGUCGUCUGCGCAAAGAAAGAAAUGCACAAACACUGACACACACACCAAAACAGACUGACAAGACUCAGAACCACUUCUGGUGGCGACUCGCUGAGUUCAGUGUUAACAUGCAUGCCUUGUGACUUAAACACCUGGAUUUUCCUCUAGUGCCGUAUCACACUGUCCUUCACUCUGCCUGCAGAUCCAACUGCCUCAUCGGACCAGCAAUUGUAACCCCGCAACUUUGAAUUUGAUUAAACGCCACAAAUAUUAAGCGCGUCGCCCCCGACUGCGGGAUGCGCUUCAGACGAGCAGAGACGCAAACACUAGUGAAAGCGACGACUGAAGUACAGUCAGUCAACUCGGCUGGAUGUCUCAUCAUAUCACGUAGAAGCCCACACGAUUCGACCAAACUCAGGACAUCUGUUGAGGAACAAAUUUCUCCUUUGAACCAUUUCACCCUCCACGGUACAGACCACUGUGUAGUGAAAACAUGGGAAUCCAGUUCAUUCUAUGUAGCCAGACUGAGGGACACUGUGCUGUUUUCUCUCUUUUUUUUUUAAAUAAUCUUUUUCUUUUUUUUUUUUUUUUUAAAGAUUCUGUUCGGAACAAACUGAUGUCGGAGCAGAAAUUGGAGGAAAAAAAAAAAAGAAAAAAGACAAGCUGUAGUAUUUUUAAUUUAUGUUUUUUCGCAAAUGUCUUAAUAAGCAAUAUGCUGCACAAAGUAGAGUGUGUUUUUCAGCCGGACAAGCUUUCUCUCCGGAGGGCGAAACAAAGAAAGCAGAGAAUUGAGUGAGGGAAGAAAUGGGAGGAGGGAGGGACGACGAGGGAGGGCAGGGUGGUGGGGUAUUUAAUAUGGGGAGGGGGGGGAUAAAGUCUAUGUAUAUUUAAAAGAAUAAACUCUGCGACUGGCGAGUACAGCCUA